UUUACAGAAAAUGUCGACCAGUCCAAAACCAGUAAAAAAGGUUCCAAUACAUUUGCAGAGCGCUCAAAAUAGGGUCUACAUUAAAAAUGGACAAAUAGUUAAUCACGAUAGGACCUUUAAGGCUGACAUUUACAUUGAGGAUGGAACAAUAAAAUUUGUUGGUUCAUCUUCUGAUAUUGUAAUACCUGGUGGUGUACGAGUAAUUGAUGCAGGGGGCAGAUUGAUAAUACCCGGAGGCAUAGAUCCACAUACACAUAUGCAAUUGAAGUUUGGUGGCACAGUUGCUGUAGAUGAUUUCUAUCAUGGCACAAAAGCUGCCAUUGCUGGUGGUACCACCACCAUCAUUGAUUUUGUGCUACCUGAUAAAGGUGAAUCACUCGUUGAAGCUUAUGACAAAUGGCGUGCUUGGGCAGACCCAAAAGUUUGUUGUGAUUAUGCUUUUCAUGUUGGCAUUACUUGGUGGUCUAAAUCAGUGGCCGAUGAAAUGAGAAUAAUGUGCGAAGAACUAGGUAUCAACUCAUUUAAAAUGUUUAUGGCCUACAAAGGCUUAUAUCAAUUAAAUGACACUGAACUCUUGGAUGCAUUCGAACGUAUUCGCUCGUUAGGCGGUGUCGCACAGGUACAUGCAGAAAAUGGUGACGUGAUUGCCAAAAAUGUUGGUAAAUUGUUGGCAGCUGGCAUAACUGGACCAGAAGGUCAUGAAUUGUCACGGCAGGAAGAAGUUGAGGCGGAAGCUGUGAACCGUGCUUGCAUUUUGGCACAUCAAGUUGAUUGCCCACUAUAUGUAGUACAUGUUAUGAGCAAAUCGGCGGGUAUUGAAUUGGCACGUGCACGUAAACGUUACAGAAAUCGAGGUAUUUUUGGUGAAACCCUUGCAGCAGCGUUGGGCACCGAUGGUACACAUUAUCAGCAUGAAUGUUUCCAUCACGCCGCAGCGCAUAUAUUAAGUCCACCUUUACGUCCCGACUCGACAACACCUGAAUUUAUGAUGAAAUUGUUGGCAAAGUAAGUUUGUCCACAGUUAUGGGUGAUGUGAUAUGUUUUUUGUAUAUAGUGGGAAACAUUAACAGAUUAUGAUUUGAAGGGUAGGGUAGAUUUUGAUCGUACUGCGCAAUACCUUCAACCAAAUUUUGUUUUUACUCAUUAAAAGGUCAAUACAAAAUUGUAUCGAUACAAAAUUAAUAUCUCUCUCUUUUUAACCAUUUUGCGCAAUCGAUAUCCAGCUGCCUACUUAAAUCAAACUAUAAUUGUUUAUACACAGUGCAUUAAAACAAAGAACAGUUUUUGAACAAGAACGUCUUGAUUCCUUUAAUAAAUUUGAUAUAUUCUAUAAUUGCUUAUAAAAUUCCAUCAAAAACUGUUAAUUGUUUAGUGUUUUUUUUUUUUGAAUCGUUGUUCCAUUCU
Messenger RNA from Teleopsis dalmanni, 1404 nucleotides. RefSeq names its product dihydropyrimidinase-like. Gene Ontology annotation, biological process: pyrimidine nucleobase catabolic process. Gene Ontology annotation, cellular component: cytosol. The transcript is spliced from 6 exons. Gene Ontology annotation, molecular function: dihydropyrimidinase activity. The record is from RefSeq and is a predicted model, not a curated record. Lineage: Eukaryota; Metazoa; Arthropoda; Insecta; Diptera; Diopsidae. Bases 11 to 1009 code for a protein of 332 amino acids.